GAGGUCCUGAUCUCUUUUCUUCAUCGACUGUCACUAGUUGCUUCCUCACAGCCAUAAGUACCUGUGUGCCAUCAAGAACAUCAAAAUAUCGGAUAAAGGCAGGGCUCACGCACUCUGCAGAGGAAUAAACACUAGUCCCUUGGAUAAUGGCACAUCCACUCAUUCCAACCCAAGACCUCACUCCAUUCCUCGCGGAGAGAUACGAAAUCGUCAAAUCCCGCUUCCCUGGUGAAGGGAGACGAAAGUGGCGACUCCGAGUAGCAGAGGAGUUCUGGAAAUUGUCUGCAGACGAUAAAGCUGCCUAUGCUACCAGAAGCGUCAACCUAAACCAGUCGGAAUCCGCACCGUACAAUGUAGACGAAGACCCAUUAGAUUUCAUCGCAGGCGAAGACGCGCCAGGGCUUGGCAUCGUCGUUCGAGCAGAUUUCUCUAACGAAGAUGCAUGGCAAACCUUCCUCACAAAAUUACAAGAAGCCGAAGCUGAAUUCGUUUCUGAAGUGGCGAUACACCCUGAAGGAACAGAAGAAGGCGAUGACCAUGGGGAAGGCGAUGAAGACCAACAGAUGAAUGAGGAUGAACCUCAGGCGUCUAGUUCAAGUGUAGUAAACGCCGAUGAAGAAAUGGACGAGGAUGAAGACGGCCCAUCUGAGUCCUCUCCGAUUUUCGCUAUCUUCAACCCUACACCCAAUUCACCCCUUCGUGGGCUCCUCAGCAGCGUUCAUUCCCCUCUGGCGUCACAGGCACACCCGACAAACUUGAACAUUCUCCGUCUCCUCACUGAUGUCGACAUCAGACGUGUACCUACACCACCUCAGGGUACAAAACGCAUAAAACCACCCAACCGCUUGGUUGACUAUGAUCAGUGGCAGGAGGUAUACAAAGGGAAGGGGAUCUGGGUAUAUGAUGAACGGAGCAAUGUUGAUCAAUGUGUCCGUGUUGUCAGCUUGGAAGGAAGUGCCUGCUAUGGAACGGCAACAGCGGACAGUUGGCGAGCUCGUGUGAGCCACAUCUGUGAACUUCAGGUCAACCUAUCAUCUGGUGCAAUGACGAUCGACUUUGGUGGGUUGGAUCGGUAUGAUUAUGGUGAACGAGUCAAGAACAUGGAAGAAGCGGAGCGUGGCAUUGUAUGAUAUGAUAUCCGCACCGCAUAGACGGGCAUGACUGCCAUCCGUGAAAAGUGAUGUAUAGGUACGGUAUUUAGGUUACCACACCACACUGAUCACAAACCCAACUUCGCCGUGAAUCCCAGACCUAGAGUAGAUAAUUAAGCUAUUACUGCACAGCUGGAUUGCAAUACAUAUACAUCGAUACCAUCAACCU
Somion occarium is the source of this 1320-nucleotide messenger RNA. The record is from the annotation of a GenBank genome assembly. Lineage: Eukaryota; Fungi; Basidiomycota; Agaricomycetes; Polyporales; Cerrenaceae.